AAAAAAUUGAAUAGUAUUUUAGCAAUUCUCUUUUUCAAAAGAUAGAAUAGUAUUGGUCAUGCUACCUCCAUACCUACCGGCCGUCUAUAUAUUGAGGAGGUGGGAACUUCAAAUAAUAUACAAAAUAUAAGUGUGCAAGAAAAUAUAUAGUGUGAAGUAAUUAGUUUCUCUUGUUUUACACAAGUACCAUCUUUUGCACCAUCUUGUUACUCCCCAAGAAAAUCAGCCAUGGAAGAUCUCAAAAACUACAUCAUGCUGUUCCUGCUUUGGUUAGUGUCCACCAUAUUGGUUCGAAACAUAUUCUCGAAACGUCGAACCAAGAAUAGUAGAUUCCCACCGAGCCCUUCUUCACUCCCAAUCAUUGGGCACCUUCACCACCUUGGUCCAUUACCACACCAAUCUCUCUAUAAGCUUUCAAACCGUUAUGGACCCUUAAUGCAUAUCUAUCUUGGCUCAAUCCCUACCGUUGUUGCUUCCUCGCCAGAAAUGGCCAAAGAAUUCCUCAGAACUCAUGAGGCCUCCUUCUCGAGUCGCCCCCCGCCGAGUAUCCUCAAACACAUUUCUUAUCCCUCAGAUGACUUAACCUUUGCCCCGUACGGUCCUUACUGGAAGUUCUUGAAGAAAGUUUGCAUGUCUCAGCUUCUGGGCAGCCAAACUCUUAAUCUUCUUCUUCCUAUUAGGAAUGAUGAGAGGAGGAGAUUCUUAGUAUCACUCCUCAAAAGGGCUGAGUCAAAUGAGUCAGUUGAUAUUGGAAACGAGCUCAAAAAGCUUACCAACAAUGUUAUAUCGAGAAUGAUUAUGAGCAAGAGGUGUGCUGAUGAUGAUAACGAAGCUGAUGAGAUCAAUGAGGUGGUAAAUGACUCAGCUGAGAUUGUUGGAACUUUUAACGUUUCUGAUUUUAUUUGGUUCUGUAAGAAUUUAGACUUGCAGGGACUUCGAAAAAGAAGUAAGGUCAUCCAUGACAAGUUUGACAACAUGGUGGAGAAAAUCAUCAAAGAGCAUCGAGCACAUAAUAAGACUAGCCGAGGUGAUCAUCAUCAUUAUCAUGUUCCAACGGAUUUCCUUGAUAUUUUACUUAAAAUUUCCGAUGAUGAGGGCUCAGAUGUCAAAUUAACCCAAGAGAACAUUAAAUCUUUCUUCCUGGAUGUAUUUGUAGCGGGAACAAACACGUCUUCCAUUACCAUGGAGUGGGCACUUGCUGAGCUAAUAAACAACCCAAAAAUGAUGAAGAAAGCAAUGGAAGAAAUCGAUAAUGCUGUUGGAAAAACAAGACUAGUAGAAGAAUCAGACGUUGCCAACCUUCCUUACAUUCAAGCUAUAAUUAAAGAAACACUAAGACUUCACCCACCUGGCCCAAUAUUAAUCAGAGAAGCUUCUGAAACAUGCAGUAUUGAUGAUUAUGAGAUUAAAGAAAAAACUCGACUGCUGAUCAAUGUUUGGGCCAUUAGCAGGGACCCAAAUCACUGGGAAAGCCCAUUUGAGUUCAAGCCUGAAAGAUUUUACAGUGAUGACAAGAAUGAAAUAAGUAAUAAUGCUAAGAAUAUGGAUGUAAGGGGACAACAUUUUCAACUUUUGCCAUUUGGGAGUGGAAGAAGAGGGUGCCCUGGAACUACUCUUGGAUUGCAAGUUGUUCAUACAAGUUUGGCUUCAAUAAUUCAAUGCUUUGAUUUGAAAACAGAUGGAAUUGUUGACAUGUCUGAGGGACCUGGCCUGACCCUACCUAGGGCUCACUCCUUGGUUUGUGUCCUCAAGGCUAGGCAUAGUCAAUUGCCAUUAUGAAUAUACCCUCAUAUCUUCUAUCUUUAUAUUUCAUAUAUAUUAAAGUUUACACUUUUUAU
This is a messenger RNA of Cannabis sativa, 1838 nucleotides long. Its product is annotated as cytochrome P450 93A3-like. Bases 229 to 1779 code for a protein of 516 amino acids. The record is from RefSeq and is a predicted model, not a curated record. Gene Ontology annotation, molecular function: iron ion binding; heme binding; monooxygenase activity. Lineage: Eukaryota; Viridiplantae; Streptophyta; Magnoliopsida; Rosales; Cannabaceae. The transcript is spliced from 2 exons.